Messenger RNA from Salarias fasciatus (jewelled blenny), 3618 nucleotides. It is a transcript of the gene nup133, whose product is annotated as nucleoporin 133. Gene Ontology annotation, cellular component: nuclear pore outer ring. Gene Ontology annotation, biological process: transcription-dependent tethering of RNA polymerase II gene DNA at nuclear periphery; poly(A)+ mRNA export from nucleus; protein import into nucleus. NCBI's taxonomy places the organism in Eukaryota, Metazoa, Chordata, Actinopteri, Blenniiformes, Blenniidae. Bases 114 to 3530 code for a protein of 1138 amino acids. The record is from RefSeq and is a predicted model, not a curated record. The transcript has 25 exons. Gene Ontology annotation, molecular function: structural constituent of nuclear pore; protein binding.
GUGUUUGGAGGAGCGCGUGAGAAUCGCUUCGUUUUCCUCGCGCUGUCAACAGGGAAGCCCAGCCGUUUCUUUCCCCCCCCCGCUGUCCGUGAAGCCGGGCCUCCAGUGCUGCCAUGUUCAGCCCCCGCGGCGCCCCGAGCCCGGUCCGGCGGCAGCAGGGCCGGACGCCCGGGAGGAAGAACUCCGGGUCGGCCGGCGGCCUGCUGUUCUCCCCGCGGAGGACGCCUCUGGCGGCGGGUAGGUCGACUCCGUCCCGAGUGCAGAGUCACGCAGCUGUGGACACCAUCAACUUCGAUGUGCAGACCUUCGGCUCGUCGCUGCCCGUCAAAGUGAUGGAGGCUCUGACGAUGGCGGACGCUGAUGAUCACAUCUCGGUGAAGGUGAAUGAGAGUGGCUGGGCCUGGAUGGUUUGUGGAGAGAAACUGAUCAUCUGGAAGAUCUGCCAGACUGCUGUGGCCAAGCUGUCGGUCUGCAAAGAGCUGCAGCUGCCCAGCAGUGAGUAUAACUACACGGCAGACCUCAUGGCCAUGGCGUCCGCCGCUCCUCUGGAAGUCGCCGCUGUUCAGUCCAUCUCCGUCUUGGCUGUAAAUGUGGAGGGAACAGCUCGUUUCUGGCCCAGCCUGGCCCAGGAGGGCAACUACACGGAGACCGAGACGGACCUCGGUGACCUCUGCAACUUCGUCGUUGCUGUCAGAGGUGGGAGCUUCGUCCUGUCUUCAGAGAAGAAUCACCUGUGGAGAGCGUGUGCCGACUCUUCGGGGAAGCUGCAGUACCGAGCUCUACAGCAGGGGCACGGCGUGCUCUCCGGCAUCGGACGCCGCGUCUCCAGCUUGUUCGGGAUCCUCUCCCCUCCCGCCAACGACACGCUGCACAGCGUGCUGUGGACGGGCGCCACCGGCUGCCUCUACACGCUCACCUCCUCCAGCCUCAGCAAGUGGGAGCUGGACGACGGCUCCGAGCAGCAGGUCCUCAGCUGGGACGUCCGCAGGGCGCUGGCCGAGAGCAUCGCGGACGCCAUCUGGGGCUCAGAGAGCAACUACGAGGACAUGAAGGAGGGCGUGAACGUGGCUUACCUGGAUAUGAAGCUCAGCCAAGCCGGCCUGGUGGUCCUGGCCGCCGCCUGGCACCCCUCCGACAGUCCCUGCAUGGCCUACUUCUGCCUGGUCACUCUGCAGGACGGCGGCGCCGCCAUCUCGGACCAGUUCACCGUGGAGGUCACCAAGCACAGCGCCCCCUUCCAGAGCGAGGAGGCCCUGCAGGAGACCAAGCUGGUGCUGCCGCCCGCCCCCGGCUCCGCCGCCUUCCUGUACAGCGAGGAGCUGGUGUUCGCCUGCUCCACGGGGACCAGCAGGGCGGCGCUGCCCGACGAGAAAAUCAGCUUCAACUCGCCGGGUGACGGCGUCCGGGGCGGAGGCUGCUGCGCAAACCUGCCCGUGUUCUUCUCCCUGAACAGCGGCCUGGUGGCGGUGGUGGCCAGAGAGACCGCCUCCAUCCUGCCCGAGAUGAUGGAGGACUCGCUGUGCUCCUCGCUGGCCGCCGCCCCGGAGGUUUCGUCGAUGGAGACUCCCAGCAGAGCGGAAACUGUCGCUCAGGAGGACAAAACCAAACUGCUGAAGGCCGCUUUCCUGCAGUUCUGUCGUAACGAUCUGGUCGGAGCUCAGACGGUCACGGACGAGCUCUUCGCCGCGGACGGCGACGGAGAGGACAGCGCCGAGCUGGACGGCCUGGUGACGCAGAUCGACCUGGACCUGGUGGACGACUACCCGGCCUCAGACCCGCGCUGGGCCGAGUCGGUCCCUGACGAGAGCGCCGGGUUCCCCCUCACCUCCCUCAUCAUCCUCCACCAGCUGGAGGACAAGAUGAAGGCUCACGGCUGCUUCAUGGACUUCCUGCUGCAGGUGGGUCUGCUGGACCGGCUGGGUCAGGUGACGGUCCGCUCGUCUCCCAUGGCGACGCGCCUGCUGCUGUGCGAGCACGCCGAGAAGCUGCAGGCCGCCAUGGUGCUGAAGAACCACCACACCAAACACGCCGAGCUGGUGAACCGGGCCAUCGCGGCGGCGCUGCGGCGCCGCGGCGACGGCGUGCCCCCCAGCCUCACCGCCGCCGACGUCUUCUUCAGAGAGGUGUCGCAGAUCUCCUCGCUGUUCGACUGUCUGCUGGAGGAGGAGGAGCGAAGCCUGAAGGACAAUCCGGUGGAGUCGGCGCAGUGGGCCGAGGGGGUCCUCACCGUCAACAGCAUCAUCAAGGACAUGCUGCAGGCUGCUGGGCAGUACAGAGAGACCAAGGCCUCCAUGUACCGAGCGUCUGAGUCGGCCGCCGCGGAGCCGGAGUUCAUCCCGUGGACAGCGUCCGGAGGCGUCGGCGGGAUUCGCACCGUCCUGUCCCGCCAGCACGACCUCAUCCUGCGCUCGGUGUACCCGCACGCCGACUCGGAGCUGCGCGCCGCCGUGUGCGAGCAGCUGGUGGCGCUGCUGGACCUGUACCUGGGCGGCUACGUGGCCCAGCUGGCCUCGCUGCAGCAGCAGAGGCCCCCCGGGGCCCAGCAGGAGCGCUACGACAGCCUGGAGAUGGAGUACGUGCAGCGGCGCUCGGAGCUGCUGACCCCGCUGUUGGAGCUGGGUCAGUACCAGUGGGUGGCGGCGUUGGCUGAGAAAUACUGCGACUUCGACAUCCUGGUCCAGAUGUGCGAGCAGACGGACAACCAGAGCCGCCUGCAGCACUACAUGGCCAAGUUCGCCGAGCAGAACUUCGCCGACUUCCUGUUCCGCUGGUACAUGGAGAAGGGGAAGAGGGGGAAGCUGCUGUCCCAGCCGGCCACCCAGCACCAGCAGCUGGCCAGCUUCCUGCAGGCGCAUCAGCAUCUGAGCUGGCUGCACCACAUCCACGUCCAGGACUACCCCAGCGCCCACAGGACUCUCUACAACCAGGCCAACGCCGAGACUCGAUAUUUUGUGAAGAAGAAGACGCUGCUGGCUCUCAGCAAGCUGACGGUGUUGGCCUCCGACCUGCCCGAGGACGAGAUCAGCAGACACGUCGACGACAUCGUGGAGCAGGAGCGCUUCCUGCUGCAUCAGGAGACUCUGCCCCGGCAGCUUCUGGAGGAGAAGCAGCAGAACCCCGACACCAUGCCUCUGCUCAGCGCUCACAACCUCAUACAGCUGUACAUCUGUGACGACAACAGGCGAGCCAACGAGUACGACUUCAAGAAGGCCCUGGACCUGCUGGAGUACCUGCACCAGGAGGACGACGUGAACAUCGACGCUCUCAAGUGUGAGAUCCUGGGAAAAGCGCUCCGGAGAGACGACUGGUCCUCCGCCGACGGCAGCGACGACCCGCUGGAGGCGGCCAAGGACAGCGUCUUCGUCAAGGUCCUCCUCAAACUCAUUCAGGAAGGCGUUCCGCUGCAGACGUACCUGCCGGAUGUCAAGGACCUGCUGGAGCUGGACGAGCUGAGCGCGUUGAAAAACAAGCCCUACUUCGAGUUCGUGCUUCGAGCCAACUACGAGCAUUACCUCCAGAUCCAGAUGUGACGGCCGUUUCCCUCCGCCUCCGCUCCUCAGCUUCCUCACGAUUCCUAAGAUCUGUUCCUAAUUUUUUUCUAAAUAAAUUUUUCAAUAA